Molecule: messenger RNA, 408 nt
Organism: Leucoraja erinaceus (little skate)
Lineage: Eukaryota; Metazoa; Chordata; Chondrichthyes; Rajiformes; Rajidae
Product: AP-4 complex accessory subunit RUSC1-like
Exons: 3
Coding region: 1-408 (135 amino acids)
Cellular component (GO): cytoplasmic vesicle
Source: RefSeq, a predicted model, not a curated record
AUGAGGUGGAGGGGAGAUCGGACGGUCACUCUCUCUCUGUGUCCAUGUCUGGUGUGGGCGGUCAGUGCGUCUGUGGAGGACAUCAUCGGUCACUUCAGCACUGCCCGAAACAUCGUCCAAAAGUGUGAGCGGGGCAACUCUGGCCUCACCCCCUCCGUGGGGGGGCUGUUGUUGGGGGGUUUGUGUCGGGCGUUGGGGGGGCUGUUGGGGGACGGUUUGUACCCGUCCCGCCCCGACCCCGUCCUGGGUCGACGUCCAAACUCCGCCUGGACCGUGGUGGGAGCGGCCGCCAGCUCAGACAGGUCCCGGGGAGACGUCUACACCGUGUAUCGCCGUCUAGACAGAGAAUCCCAGCUCCACGGCCCCCAGACCAAGCUCAACGCGUUCAUCUUCACCGUGCUAAAGUAA